AAGGUCGGUAAAGACGAUUCAACAUGGUCAUCAGAAGAUUUAACAAGUGUUAAACAAACUAUAAAAGAAUAUAUUCCAUUUAUUAGAUUUUAUGAUAUUUCUAAGGAAGAUUUCUAUUUAAGAGUGUACCCAUAUAAAGAUCUUUUGCCUCAAGAUUUGCUCAAUGAUAUCCUUCGAUAUCAUAUGGUUCCAAAUUCCAUUCCAAUGUUGAAUUUCAAACCUUCUAGAAGUCGUAAAACUACCUCUGUUUUAAUUAAUCAUGAUAUAUUUAAGCUCUUUGCGAAAUGGAUCGAUAAUAAAAAUAACGAUUAUACUCAACAAAAUAUACCAUAUAAAUUCAACUUACUUCUGCGUGGCACUAGAGAUGGUUUUGAUCCUGAUAUGUUUCAUCAAUUAUGUGAUGAAAAAGGCGCUACGAUUUCUAUUGCAAGAAUUAAAGAUUCUAAACAAAUUGUUGGUGGUUAUAAUCCAUUAAGUUGGAACUCGAAUGGUUCAUAUAUGAAUACAAGCGAAAGCUUUUUAUUUUACAUUACAGACGUCGGAAACCUCAGUUCUGCUAAGAUAGGACGUGUUUUUAGGUAUCAUCAAAAUGCGAUAUAUGGUGAUAGUGGCUAUGGGCCAACUUUUGGUAAUGGGCAUGAUUUGUACGCACAAAAUAAAUCUUGGUCUGCUAGUAAUGGAAAUGCUUACACCAACAUUAACAUCCCAUCUAGUUUUACAAUUGAUGAGUACGAAGUAUUUCAAGUUGCGAAGAAAAGCCUUUAAAACUCUUUAAAAAUUUUUGUUUAUAAUUUUUAUAAUUUUUUUUUUUUUGUUACAUUGAUUUAUAAAAAAAAA
Messenger RNA from Rhizophagus irregularis DAOM 181602=DAOM 197198, 837 nucleotides. RefSeq lists its product as uncharacterized. The record is from RefSeq and is a predicted model, not a curated record. Gene Ontology annotation, molecular function: protein binding. Lineage: Eukaryota; Fungi; Glomeromycota; Glomeromycetes; Glomerales; Glomeraceae.